GGGCCACGUCAGUAGCGCUGGGGAGUGAUCGAGCCUGAGCUGAGCCUGACUCAAGCCUGACUCAAACCAUGCAGUGGACGUUUGGAUGCCGACUGCCGCGCACGCACGCAGGACGCUUGGUCAGUAUCGUCCAUCGGCAUACUAAUCCACGCCUCGGAUUCUGCGCGGGACACGGCUCUCAGACCAGCUAUAAUGCUGACCCCCUUGCACAUCCGCAGUCUCUUCCGCGCCCUCCCAGGCAUCAGCCUACCGCUCUCCCAAGCCAAGUCGAGCUCAGACUUCCGCAGGACGAACCGACGCUUCUCGUGCCACAGCCUCUGUGGCCUUGGGGCUCCUGCAGUAUAUAAGAACCUGUCCCGAACGAUCCCAACUUCAAGAAAAGUUGAAGUCCAUCGCCCCCUCACGUCUGCCAUCUCCAGUCCCAAGGCUGGUAAUCCACCAGCACUCGCACCCACACCCACGACACACUAGCUCAACAUGAUGCAAAUGAGUGCCAUCCUCCCAAACUUCGCCGGCUUCACCAUCGCCCGCGGAUGCUUCCACCUUCGCCUCGUCGACAAGAUCGGGUCAGGCGCAUAUGGCGUCGUCUACCUCGCGCAAGACCUUGCGCCAGGCCCGCGCGGGGCGCCCUUCUACGCCGUCAAGUGCCUCCUCCGGCAGCCGGACGGCUCGGAGCUCGCGCGUCAGCAGCAGCGCGAACUCGCGCACCACCGCGCCCUCUCGGACGUCCCUGGGGUCGUCAGCGUGCACGCAGUGAUCGAGGAGGAGUUCUACACCUUCAUCGUCCUUGACUACUGCGCGGGCGGCGACCUCUUUGCCGCGAUCAUGGAACGCGCAACGUACGUGAACAACACCCCCGCCGUCAAGCGCACGCUGCUCCAAAUUGUCGACGCCCUCGCGGCAUGCCAUGAGCGCGGAAUCUACCAUCGCGACCUCAAGCCAGAGAACGUCUUGUGCUCAGCCGACGACGCGCAGGUGUACUUGGCUGACUUUGGGCUGUCGACCCGGAACGAGCGCAGCACGAACUUUGGCUGCGGGUCCUCAUUCUAUAUGAGUCCAGAAUGCUUGGGCAUCUACUCAAAGAAGACCCCCUACCGCACGGCGCCCUGCGACGUUUGGGCGCUCGGUACCAUCUUCUGCAAUCUCAUCACCGGCCGCAACCCAUGGUACAUCGCGUCCCCAGAGGCCGAUCAGGGCUUCCGCCUCUACCUUCGCGAGGGUCCCGCCUGGUUCCAUAAAAAUCUUCCCAUGUCAGUGGGCGCUGCCGAGAUCCUCGGGCGCAUCUUCGAGAUUAACCCGAAGCGCCGCAUUACCCUCCCCGAGCUCCGGAAGGCGAUCGAGGAACUCGACACGUUCUACCCUCAGGCGGCGCCCUCGACCGCCGCCGUCGCGCCUAGCCAGCCCACUGUCGCGGAGCUGUCAGUGCAGGUAGCAGCGGACUCCGUUAACAUGCCGUCACACGCCAGGUCGCAAUCAGCGGCCGCUGCCUCGCCUGUGUCCGAGCGCCCCUCCGACAAGCCCGCGGGCGACGAGCUGCGCCCCCUAACGCUCAGCCUUCCCUCCCCACUCUCCGAAAACUUCCUCUCGCUCUCGCUCUCGCUCUCGGCGGCCGCGACCGCGACAUUCGUCAACACCGACACCACCGCGUCGCACUUCAGCGAGACGCUCGACGAAGUGUGGCCUCCGUCCGCUAGUGCCGGCGCCGCCUCGUCCGAUAUCACCGGCAUGCCUGAAGCAACGAGCGACAGCGGAGAGGAGAGCGGAGAGGAGAGUCCGGGCCCUGUCACCCCCGAGACGCUUGCGCAGGAGACGUCCGGGUCGCCUGUGGUCCCGGAGCUCAGGCUGGACGCGAACUCGCCCAUGGCGGCCUCUGCGUCGCUGCCGCAGGUGGAUCUCAACGUUGCACUAGAGGCUGUGAAGGGCGAGGAGAUGAGCAGGAAGCGGCGGGGGUCGUUAUCGCGGAUCAUGGACGGGAUGAAGCGGAUACGCAAACGGACCCUUGUUUGAGUUUACUGGCAUCGUCGACUGGUGCUGUGCGUUGUCGGCGUGCGUGUUUGUGAUACAGUACUCAUAGGAACAAGAAGUAAUUUGUAGUAGUAUAAUCUCCUGUAGCCAUUAGCAGCUGAUCUGAAUACUGAAGUGUUACUAUG
Molecule: messenger RNA, 2150 nt
Organism: Dichomitus squalens LYAD-421 SS1
Lineage: Eukaryota; Fungi; Basidiomycota; Agaricomycetes; Polyporales; Polyporaceae
Product: kinase-like protein
Exons: 2
Coding region: 478-2007 (509 amino acids)
Biological process (GO): protein phosphorylation; intracellular signal transduction
Molecular function (GO): protein serine/threonine kinase activity; ATP binding
Source: RefSeq, a predicted model, not a curated record